CGUCCCCGGCCAAAGCAGUUGUGUUACGUUAUUCGCGUUAAAAUUAUUAACCAAAUACCGUCAGCAUGGAAGGUCCGAGUCCGAGUAAACGCAGAAAAAUUGGAGAUGAGGCUCGUGAAAUGAUUGCAAAAGUUUACCGCUUCCUCAAAGACGAAUAUGAAUUCACGGACCUUCAUAAAGAACCAAAUGCUGACAUAACACAUUUGCGUAAUAUUACGCAGCGCACUGCAGAAGCGACCGGAGUAAGUGAAAGAACAGUAUAUAAAAUCUUAAGAGAAGAAAGAGAAAAAUUAAAAGGAAAAUUAGCCACAGCGGGAUCUAGUCAAACCAUAGAACCAAUGCCAUUGAAAGUAGAUCUAUCAGAAGAAAGUGAUGUUGAUGCCGGGGUAAAUGAAAGUACAGAGUCAGAAGUACCAGAAGACGGCAACGUAGUGGCCACAACUAGUAAAGAAAUGGAGCAAAAAUUAAUUAAAAAAGAAAAAGACGUGGCCGUCGAAACUCCAGGGGUAAGUGGAAGAACUGAACGAAUCUUAGUAAUAAAAAUGGGACAUGAUACAUCUGAAGAAUCCACACAAAAAGUAAUAAAAGAGGAAAAAUAUUUGUCACAAGAAAGUAAUGUUCCUAUUAAAUUAGAAAGAUCAUCAGAAGACAGAGUUCUUCCUCCAUCAACAGGAGAAAUACAUAUAAAAGAAGAAAAAGAAGAGAGAAGUUCAUCAGAAGAAAGUGAUCUCCCUCCCUUAACAGAAGAAAUAGAUAUAAAAGAAGGGAGCACAUCAGAUGAAAGUGAUCUCCCUCCAUUAACAGAAGAAACAGAAAUAAAAGAAGAAGGAGAUCUUUCAGAAGAAAGAGACCUCCCUCCAUCAACAGAAGAUGUAAAAGAAGAAACCAGCACAUCAGCAGAAAGUACUACUGCAGAAGAAAAAGACACUUCAGACGACAGUAACACGUCAGAGGAAAGAGAUACCUCAGAAGAGGGAAGCAAUACAUCAGAAGAAAGUAAAACAUCAUCUGAAGAAAGUCAUGUCAAUGCCAAUGGGGAGAGUGAAGGACUGGGUAUAAAUGGAAUAAAAGAAGAGAGUGAUACAAGAGAAGAAAGUGGUGACAUUAGAAGAAGAUAUCGCGACUGGAGUUAGCGAAAUAUUAUUAAAUAAAGAAGUACGAAGUGACGAAGAAACUGACUUGUAAGAGUUACUUCUGACUGCACUGCGUUACAAAAUAAAAAGUUUUCUUAAAGAACUUUGCAGAGAAUGUAUAAUCCUCGAAGAUGAUCAAAAAGUAUAUCUAUCACGUCUAGAUUCUUUGCAAUCUGUUGACAAAGUUGCUAAAACUAAUUCUGUUUUACUAAAACUAUUUUAGGUGCACUGUAUUCCACUCGUCAGGCUCUCUUUAUAACUCUUUUGAUUGACAGUGUAUGUUUCUUCAGAGAUGUGCAGUUUUCCUUCUAUUUUUUCCAUGCAUAGGAAUUCCAAUCCAAUCAAAAUAAAUUUCUUCUUAGUUUUUUAAGAAAACGGCAAUGUUUCAGAAGGCACCAACAUCGUGUAACGCAGUCUUAUAAUUAUUGAAAGUCUUAAUUUAAUUAAGAACUAAUUUAAUUUUAAUACAAUUGAAUUGAAUUGAAUUUCAAA
Spodoptera litura is the source of this 1625-nucleotide messenger RNA. RefSeq lists its product as uncharacterized. The record is from RefSeq and is a predicted model, not a curated record. NCBI's taxonomy places the organism in Eukaryota, Metazoa, Arthropoda, Insecta, Lepidoptera, Noctuidae.